UAUUUAUUUUUGGAUUAGAGUAAUUUUGUUUGUCGUCUCGUCGAUACGUGCAAGUCACAAGUCUAUGAUCCACUUUUACCGCUUUCCACUGAACUGAUACUGCACUCACUUGACUCAAUUAUGCAGUUGCAUGAUGUUCCCCACUCAAGGCCGCUAGUUAACACUGUUUCCGAUAAUACAUAUUUGUCUAGCGAUCAGUCAACAAGAAACCACCAUGGACACUGCCCACAUCAAAGACAUCAAUAAUUUAAUCAAACUCGACCAUGGCAAAACCAUCAUUGACCAAAAAGUGCGACGUUUAACCGCCCCUGGUGAAAACUACGGUAGUUUAAUGUUGAGUGUGGACCUCACGGUGAAGACCCCUCAUGGUACCGAAGAAAUUCACGCCGUUGCGAAGAUGCUACCUCCCAGCAAGUUCAUUCAAGAGUUGUUCAACACCAACGUGACCUUCCGCAACGAAAUCGGCUUCUACAGCAAAAUAGUACCACUUUUGCAGAACUUCCAGAAAGAACGGGGAGUCGCAAAGGUUAUCGAUUUCGCGCCAAGAUAUUACGGAAGUCGGCUAAACUUAGACGAUGACAGUACCGCUUUGGUCCUCGAGAAUUUGAAGAUCGACAACUAUGUCCUCCUGGACCGACUUGAGGGUACUGAUAUGGACGUAACGAAACUGAUUCUCGAAGACUUAGCUCAGUUGCAUGGGGUUUCUUUGGCGCUGAAGUUGCACAAACCUGACGUUUUCGAAAACGAGAUCAAGCCUUUCUUGGCACCGUGGAAGCCUAUUCCGUCACACUACGCUAAGUUGAAGAAGGAUUUGCACCGGUUGAUCGACCAUGUGGAAGAAUUGCAGCCUUUUAGAGAAAAAAUUGACAAGGAGUUUGAUCAGCAGAUGGUCGUGAAGGAACCAAGAGAACCUUUUGCCACCGUCUGUCAUAAUGAUUGUUGGAUCACUAAUAACUUGGUGAAGUUUGACGGUGGUAAAGCCGUCAAGAACAAAAUGGUGGAUUAUCAGUUGUGUAGUUACGGAUCACCAGCCAGAGAUGUGUUGUUCUUCAUAUUUACUACAGUGAAGAGUCACAUUGUAGAGGCUAGCUAUGAUUAUUUGAUCAAAUUUUAUCACCAGAAGUUGAUUUCGAUUUUGGAGGAGUUGAAAUGUGACACAAACGAAUUUUCUUUAGAGGCUUUUGAGAAGGAACUAGAUUAUGAAGCCAGAAAUUCGCAGUUUGGACAUGUAGCCUUUAUGCUUUUUCCGGUUUUCGCUAACAAGGAAAACGUGAAAGAAGUUGCAGAGAUGACCCCUGAGAAUAUAAUUUCGGAAGAGAUUAGUGAUUUGCUUAAAGAGAAAUUUAUUUUCUUUGUUAAUCAGUUUGUUAAAAGAAAGUGGAUUUAUAACUAGUACGUCUGUAUUCUUGUUGGUUGUUAUAAACGAGAAUUUCAAUAAAAUGUGUCAUAAUUA
Molecule: messenger RNA, 1453 nt
Organism: Zophobas morio
Lineage: Eukaryota; Metazoa; Arthropoda; Insecta; Coleoptera; Tenebrionidae
Exons: 1
Coding region: 215-1393 (392 amino acids)
Source: RefSeq, a predicted model, not a curated record